Molecule: messenger RNA, 789 nt
Organism: Belonocnema kinseyi
Lineage: Eukaryota; Metazoa; Arthropoda; Insecta; Hymenoptera; Cynipidae
Exons: 1
Coding region: 1-789 (262 amino acids)
Source: RefSeq, a predicted model, not a curated record
AUGGCUUUUCUCGUUGUGCCCUGCCUAUCUAGGACAUGUAUAAUCGGAAUUAAUGUAUUGGACGAGCACCGAGCCAAUAUCAAUCUAGAUACAAAGACUCUUACGUUCCCAUAUCUAGAGGGCCAACCAGCGAUUCGGAUCGUAAAAGACGAAGAGAAAAAGAGACCUAAUGAGAGCUACAAUAUCUGUCGCGUAAAUUCAGAGACGUUAGACUCAAUUAAAUGGGAGCAGAUUUCUACGGAACGAGAAGAAACAUUAGCCGAGAAUUUACCUUUGAAUAUCUUACAGGACGAAAUUCAGGAGAAAAUAAACGAGAAUAUAAAUCUGAUAUACGAAGAGAAGAAACAGCUUGGAGAAAUCUUGUGUAGACACAAAAAGGUAUUCCGGCGAAAGCCUGGAUUACUCACACAAUACGAACACGUAUUGAAAGUGAAGGAAUCUCAACCCUUUGCUGGACGGAGUUACCCAAUACCCAUGGCGCAUCGUGAAAAGGUAGGCGAGGAAGUGCAAAGAAUGUUAAAAAUGGGGAUUAUUCAGAGAUCCAAUAGUCCUUAUAUUAACCCUAUCGUCCCUGUAAUAAAAAAAGAUGAAACGAUCCGCCUAUGUAUAGACGCACGGGGGCUGGAGGAAAUUUUAAUCGAAGACUGCGCGCGUCUAGAACCAGCCGAAGUAUUAUUCCAAAAAUGCAAAGGAAUGAAUAUAAUGUCGUAUCUGGACAUGACCAGUAGUUUCUGGCAGGUGCCAUUACAUCCCACAUCGAGAAAAUACACGGCUUUUCAGCACAGAUAG